AUGGACAGUGGGGAGGUGUCAUGGAUUGUGUGUAGCCUUCAUGGCCUUGUCCAGGGGGGUGGUCUAGCAAUGUCGCAGAUCGCUGAUUUUCGUGUGGCAGAUUCUGAGACGAGCUAUGUCUUGGGAAACUUGUCCCGUGGCGCAGUGCCGUGCAUGUUGCUUUCUGGACUACUUCCCUUGCGUUUUUCAUCAUUGGCUGAAGCGAUGGCUUUCUACUUAGAAGAUACCAUCCUUGACAUGAGCAGUGCAUUGUCACUAGAUCUUGUUCAAGAAGUUUUAUCAUCAGUCUCGAGAUCCAAAGAAGCUGCGUUUCGAGCUGCCUCGGAGAUACUGCCUGCAGCCGCCUGGCGAAGGUUGGCCUUGAGGCCACUGAUAGAUAUCCAUCGUUUUGCACAAGAAUCCUAUGCCCUCCAGCUGUCCUUGAAGUGUGGCGAAGCAUUUCAAGUGGAUCGAGAGCGACAGCUUCCGGCCCCAAAUUCGAGCGAACGAAGGCGACUUGAAAGACGAACGAAGGACUCGGUCCAUCGGAAGGUUGGCCAAAGGUCCGAAGGACUCGAAGGGGCCGAACGAGUAGAGCCCUGGCGAUCCUUGCCGUCAGUGCAUCUGACCCUGCCACGUCGUGUGGUGGAGAUCCUCGCGGAGGUCUCUAGGAAUCGCUGGAAUGUUCCCAGACCAAGACCAGAUCAGACCACGCGGCCCAAAGAGGUCCAAGCACGUUCGUGGAGCGUUGUGUUUCGUGACCUUGAGGUCCUUCAGAGGCUUCUUGACCUGUUCCGUACAAAGGAAUCGUUCCCGAUGGGGUCCACGGUCUGUGAGUUGGCGCGUUCAAAGAUACACCAAGUCCAUUUCCGCUCAACCAGCAUCAAGAAGCUGACCAGUGGACAUCAAUUUCAGGAAAUCCAUGCUGCCAAGGAUACCCCAGAUCAAGACAGCUUGAUGCUUCAUUCAGUCACAAGUAUUUGUACAAGAUGGAACUUAGCUCAGGCAUGCGCUCUUGCAUAA
Messenger RNA from Durusdinium trenchii, 1002 nucleotides. The record is from the annotation of a GenBank genome assembly. Lineage: Eukaryota; Dinophyceae; Suessiales; Symbiodiniaceae.